Molecule: messenger RNA, 228 nt
Organism: Fusarium verticillioides 7600
Lineage: Eukaryota; Fungi; Ascomycota; Sordariomycetes; Hypocreales; Nectriaceae
Exons: 1
Coding region: 1-228 (75 amino acids)
Source: RefSeq, a predicted model, not a curated record
AUGUCUGACGAAGUGGACAGAGCAAGUGAACACACCCACUGGAGAUGCGUGCGCUGUGCCAAUGUUAAAACGCCAAAUGUCAACAAGCUGGCCGACGAAGCAUGUGUUUAUUGCAAAACCGACCGUCAGCCUGGAGCAGCUGCUCUGGAUAAGGACUUGAAUAUCAUUGGGCAAUUGGACAAGACAGAUGAAAAAGUCUGGGCGUGGAAUCCAAAGAGGCUACGUUGA